Bombyx mori (domestic silkworm) is the source of this 735-nucleotide messenger RNA. RefSeq names its product nanos-M (gene nos-M). Gene Ontology annotation, cellular component: perinuclear region of cytoplasm. The coding region runs from base 55 to 630 and encodes 191 amino acids. NCBI's taxonomy places the organism in Eukaryota, Metazoa, Arthropoda, Insecta, Lepidoptera, Bombycidae. Gene Ontology annotation, molecular function: mRNA binding; zinc ion binding. Gene Ontology annotation, biological process: oogenesis; negative regulation of translation. The record is from RefSeq and is marked provisional. The transcript has 6 exons.
CGUUUGUCAUCAUUUGUGUGUUGCGAUAAAAUCAUAAAUCUUAAAAACUAAACAAUGGAUGUUCAAAUACCGUUUAUAGCUCAUCAUUCUGUAGGACAAACUUUUGAAGAAAUUCUACCAUCUACGUCUGCAUACAUUAAAAAACAGCCAGAGUUUUUGGAAAGUGGAUGCAUUUUGAAAAAAGAUGCCUUACAGGCUGUGAAACUGGAUCCCGCAGUUUUGGAGGCACAAAUAACAGUGGAAACGAGAAAAAUCGAUGGAACCGAUUCUACACAAACUCAAGUUUCUUCACAAGGAAGUGAAUUACCCGCUGAGGCUCUGCGUGUCGACUUCAAGAAAAUUGUGUCAAUGCACGAGACAGCACUCCUCUCUUUGACUCCGGAUCAGUAUCAGUUCCUGCUAAUUUACGUCGAAGCUCUUCGCCAGAAGCGAAUUGGUUUACAAAAGCAUUUUGAGUGCGCCUUCUGUAAGAAAAAUGGGGAGUCAGUGUCAUGGUACAGAACGCAUGCUCUGAAGGAUGGGCGCGGUCGGGUGAAGUGCCCUGUACUUAGAGGGUUCCGCUGCCCGCGCUGUGGGGCCACCGGGGACCGAGCUCACACCAUUAAAUAUUGCCCACAGAACUCCGAUUAAUUAAGGUUGUGGGGACACCUGUUUUUAGCUAUCUGCUGCUUUGCUGUAGAGAAAAAACUCCAUUGAAUUUUAUUUUUAAACAAGAAAUAAAUAAUAAUUACACUC